CUCGUUUUUCUCACCGGGUGAGGGUCAAAGUGGGUCAACCCGGGUGUACCCGCGGGUUGACAACUUUGCAUCCUUCCCAAUUUCGCACUCUAGGCUUGACUCCUGCGAAUGCGAUUCACCAUUGCCGUCGGGACCCAUCACCGUCUGGUGCUGCCACCAGAGGAUUAGCUGGUUGUGUGUAGAUGCCGAAGAUGAAGGAGGCCGAUCGGUCGAUUUCUUCCGCAUGCCCCGUGGUUGUAUCAGGCGCUGGAUACCAAUCAAUUUCUUGUCGUUUCUGCUCGCGGCUUUAGAGAGCUGGUGAAACUCGAGAGCUCCAACGAGAUUAAUUGUGAUUGGGAGACUGUAGCAGGGACAGAAGAAAGCUCAUCGACAGAGUGGAUUCGGUGAUUGAGGGACUGAAAUAGUGUUGCAGAAGACGUUUCCUCGACUACAUCCUUGAAGGACUUGCACGGCGGCUAAAUUCCUUCUGAUCUUCCUUUUCCCUCUAAUCCCGGAGUGUAACUGUGGCUGUAUUGAUUGGUAGCACUCAUGGCUCCGCCAUCCAAGGCCAUUGUUUACAACCAGCACGCCCAGCCCGAUUCCGUUGUUAGUUGGAGGACACGAAGAGAUUGGAGUGGUGUAUUCUGUGGGCUGAACAGUGAAGGAAUUUUCUCCAGGGACAUGGCAGACUUAUGUCCGAAGCAGGAGGCUGUCUGGCUCAAAGUCGAUAUAGAUAGUCCAAUCGAGUAUGCUGCUACAAUCAUUGUUAAUCUGCUGACUGCUUUACUGAUGAUUGAGGACAUAACUACCUUAAAUUCAGGGGAUUCGGUUGUCCAAAAUGGAGCUACAAGUAUAGUAUGCCAGUGUUUUGUCCAGCUUGGCCACCUUCGUAGCAUCUGUAGCAUUAACAUCACAAGGGACAGGUGCUUCUUCAAAUUUCAUAUUGUGAAGUCUGUUUUUUUUUUCUUUCUCCCCAGAGAGUUACAGAUAUUUGAAUCCGCAUGCAUCUCUAGUUUCACCUCUCCCUUUGGGAGUUAG
Molecule: messenger RNA, 1017 nt
Organism: Linum tenue
Lineage: Eukaryota; Viridiplantae; Streptophyta; Magnoliopsida; Malpighiales; Linaceae
Source: the annotation of a GenBank genome assembly